Messenger RNA from Colletotrichum graminicola M1.001, 657 nucleotides. RefSeq lists its product as uncharacterized. The transcript has 2 exons. The record is from RefSeq and is a predicted model, not a curated record. The coding region runs from base 1 to 657 and encodes 218 amino acids. NCBI's taxonomy places the organism in Eukaryota, Fungi, Ascomycota, Sordariomycetes, Glomerellales, Glomerellaceae.
AUGGAAUCCGGUACCAGGUCUCUCACCCCCCCACCCGUAACCACGCGGCAGCGGGAUAUGCAGGCCUGGGUCUACAAGCCCCUGCGUGCCAACCCAUGGACGAUUACCAUUUUCAUCUCCAUCCUACUGGUGUUCAUUUGCGUUCCCUUCGGCUGUACACUGGCGUUCCUCUCUACUCAGCGAAGUCUGCCAUUUGCGUGGGCCACCCUGGUGGCCUUUAGCGCCACUGUCCUCGCGCUGUUAAGCCUCCUAGGAACAUUGAGAUGGUGGCACCAGGCUCGUCCUCAUCUACCCAAGUUGCCCAUCAAUCAGAAUGGAUGUUGUUCGGAUGUCUCCGAUUUCGCUCUCCGGGGCGCCCUUGGAAGCAAUGCCGCAGACACACCCGCCAAGAACCGAUUCAUCAUCACCUGUAUCUCGUACCAGAUCGUCCGCGUAGCGGAUAUGAUUUUCGGACACCGAGUGCCUCCUCAUCUGAUUGCCUGCGCGCCUUUCGACGAACUCGCCGUCGACCAGCAAAACGGCUCCAAUGUCUAUGCCGUCAGGGUGUUCAGAACAGCCAUGAUACCUCGCCGAUCACACCCUCUCGCCCCUACACAAGAGCGCGGAAGGACUGGGAUGAGCAACGUCGGCACAACGAUGUUAACCAUGUUCCCCUAA